UUUGUCAAGCGCCGAAUAACUCGAAGAUUAGUCUUGGAGACGACGCCAUCUUGUUUACGUCUGUUUAUAAGAUGUGACACACCCACGAUGGCAGCCACGGAUGGCCAAAUCGUGGUAGCAGCGUCUCGUUGGUUGGACGAGGGUCACUAUCUCAGAGAGUUCGCUGUUAAGAACCGACUGCCUAGCGUCGCCAAGAUCAUCAAAGGUCAAUAUGGAGGUCUCGGAGUACCCACACUACCAAGCCCAGGCCUUCAGAGCACAGCCCUACUUGUAUCCGCAGGGAAGAGGAAAAAAAUCAUUGCUCAGGCCAUAAAAUUAAAAGAGGGAAGACGAAUGGUCAGUGUAGGACCUAGAAUAGCUAUCCCUGAUACUUAUAAAGGAUAUUUUGAGCUGCUCAGCGAAGAAGGUAGAGCAGUACGAUGUAUAGAAUCAGUAGCAGAACUAUCAAGAAGAAAACUUGAAGAUGGAUGUUUAGUGAGAGAACCAGUUAGGGUGAUUUGCGCUAAAACAGAUCUAGAAGGUAAUAUAACAGCCGAUGGAGCAAGAAAUAUGCCCGCUGGAGAAAUCAUUAUGCCUAAAGGAGAGGCGUAUUUAGGUAAAAAUAAAUAUUUGAAAUGCACUGACUCUAAAGGUGAUACGGUAUUGUUAAGUUUGGAUCAGAGGGGAAAGUUCUCUGCUAUAGCCAAAGAAGAGAACAUAAGUGGAGUUCACACAGCUAAAACGUUGCUAACGAAACGAUUGCCGAUCACUGUAAGACUUGUGCAUGGCACUCCACCGAGAGGACUAAAGAGUGCAAGCCAUUUUGUUCCUGAAUUGAGGUUGUUGUCGAUGUUUGAAGAAGACCACGUAUUUGCACUGCCUCUACCAAAAGAAGGUAACGCUUUAGUAGCCUUACCAUUAGCGGCUCCUCUCAAAAUGCAAAAAUGUAAAAAUGAAGAGCAGAUCAAAAACUUUAUGGAGUUCUCAAGAUUAGUUGAGAAGUGCAAUCGGUUGCUCGUUGAUGUGGUUGAUAGAAUACAUGUACUAGAUGGUAAAUUGGGUGAUCCAAAGAGACUACUAAACGCGCCAUUACAUGCCCCACCUUUGUUAAAAACUGGAUACUUCUUAAGAAGAAGCGCUUCUUCGGACACUGCCAAUCAACACAAGCAUAUAUCCCGCCACAGUCAUAUUUACAGUAGUCACAGAGAUGAAAACAGUAUUCCCGAUGAAUACGAUGAAAUUGAUCAAAUCUAUGACUAUGUGAGAGGGUUCGCGCCUCUACCUAAGAAUUUAAAAUCGCCAUAUUCUAACGAACCCACAAGACACGAAUCGGCACCAUCAUCUCCUGCGCCGACGCCUAUCCACAUGCCUUUAAUAACUGAAAUAAAACCAGAACCGCCCCCUAUAGAGACUAUACCGACUAAAAAGCCUUUGAAUGCCCAAAAAGCAGAGAAGAGAACACGCAAAACUGCCAUAACGCCUAAGGAAACUCCUAUUACAGUGUAUAAAGAAAAAUGUUCUAUCGCUCCAGCCCCGAACAAUUUGCCCAAGUUGUUUAUAAAAAAUAACGUGAACAGCAAUAAAACUAGAAUGGUGUUCCGUCAAAAAAGUAAUUCUCCUACAAAAGAGAAUCCUAGUCCAGUAACUAGUCCGGUACGUCCAAUUACGAAAGGUGAUUCUCCUAUCUUUAACAUAAGGUACAAGAGUCUUUCUAAUAUACAUCAGGCUAUGGAGUUAGAUGGGACGUUAGAUUCAAGCCACUCUGGUGGGAGAACGUCGGGAGAUUCGGGUAACGGCCCGAAAUUACCAGAAAAGAGAUCAAGGAAACUGAGCAGGCCUAAAUCGUUGACUAAUCUCGUUUGGGAAAUGAAAGGUUGCCCUGUGGAAACGGAGAAACCAAAACUUAGAGUAAAAAAUGAGGGCUACAAGAAGAUGGGAAAUAAAUUGUCUCUGGGAACCCAAAAGAAGGUGCCGACGCUGUAUCUCUAAUUAUCUGAUCUUCGGCAGAACAGGAGAAAUAUCAACAUAAAGAAGACAUGGGAAUCAAGAAAACUAAAUAAUAGGAGAAAUACAACGACAACAUUAUUGUACUUACUUAUUAGUUUGCCUUCAUUAAAAACCUAUUAUUUUACAUAGACACACCCUACAUUGAUUUGCUUUUUUUUUAAUUUAGAAUUUUGGCUCACUAGCCUUCGACCCAAAAAUACAACAAAAAAACAAUACUUGCAACAUAUUCUUUCAAAAUUUUAAACUGUCUAUAAUAAUAGUUUUUAUACAUUUAUAUUAUAAAUAUAACGUUAAAUUGGAUUCAUUACUGGCAUAAAGAAAUCUAAGAAUUUGUACUUGCUAUAGAAUAUAUUGGAACUAAAAUUACGUAACCUGCAAUACCGCCGCCGCCUUUUUUUUUUUAGCGUUUUAAUUAUCUAUUUGGCGCGUUUGUAAAUUGAUAUAAUUGUUAGGUAAUUAUUAAAAAAUAUGUUUUUUUAUGUAAAUACAAAAUAUUUUUUUACAUAAUUUGAAUCCAAAUGUAUCACAUUAAGUACAAAUAAUUAAAUUGAAAUAGAAAGAAAUAUAUAUUUUUUCCUAUGAUGCAAGCGUAAGGAGAUCGAAUUUAUUUUUCAAUAGGUUAUUAAUGGAGGCAAACCAUAAAAUAAAUUAUGUCGUAUUGAAUUAAAUAAAAAAAAAAAAACUUGUUUUUGAUCUCUUAAUAAUUAUAAAUCGUUAUUUAUGAUUUAAUGCCAUAUUACGGUGUAAUACUAUUGCGAUGUUCUUUUAGAUGUAGGAAUAUGUAAUUUUAAUUCUCCUUUAGUCCUCUAAAUUUUGGCAUAUUACUAGUAAAUUAGAUGAUAAAAUUCCUAAUUUCUUUUAUUGUAAACCAAAAAAGCGAGGUGCCUUAUUAAGUAAAAAAAAGACAUUUCUUUCAAAUAAAAUGUAAUACAUUUGUGAUGAUGCUCUAUUCAAACUGAUACGGUUGUAUGGGACCGGAAAAUUUGUAUGACCUUGUGUGGACUUAACAUUUUUUUACAAUCUUUCUAUAGUAACAGUUUUAGACAACAUUGUUCGUAAAAUUGUUUUUCCUUGUUUUUUACAAUUUUAUGCCGUAUUUUAAUAAUCUGAUAUCUAGUUUUGUUUUUAAUCUAAUAUCUCUGGUCGGUUUAUAAUCUUAAAUAAUGACAAGGAAAUUACGUUUUUCGAAAUAAUUUUCUUGGCCUAAAAUAAAAUUGUAUGUACAACAUACAGGGUAUAAAUUUGCAUAUUUACAUUAAAAAGUAAAGUAUUAAAAAACAAUACUAAUAUUUAAAAAAUACUAAUUUAAACACUUAUGACUAGGCUGUUUGGGCCAUGCUCUUUGCCUGUCCAUUUUAGACGAAUUUUAUAACACCAACUAAUUUAAAACUAAAAAAAAAGCGUUUUAAAGCGCCCUCUACAUAUCUUGUUUAUAGCUAAGAUUAUGAACUAAGUUCUUAAUCUUAGGUAUCACGUUAUGAUGAGAAAAUUAUUAAAAACUUAUAUUAAUAACCCAUAAACCGUAUCAUUUGAUAUUCAUAAACAGAAAUAUAUGGGACGUAUUUAACAGCUGUUUAAUCCUUAUUAUAAUUACAAAUAAUUUUAGUUUUCUCUCUUCUUUUUCAUUACAUGACAAAUAAAUCUAUUUGGAUAACAAUUCGUAGAGAUGUAGUUUGGGAACUUAAUAUCAAGAACAAACAUGGUUAAUAAUGUAUGAUGUGUAAUGUCAAAGUUAAUUCAUGUUAGGUUUCUAUAUGUUUAUUAUACUAGCUGGAAAUAUAAUAGAUGUAUUUAAAAUACUUGUACAAUGGAAAUUGUACAAAUAUUUUAAAUAAUAUCAUACAUAAAAGAAAUCUUAAUAUAAAUUGUAUAUGUAUACUUUCAUCCAUGCUACAACAAUGUCAGUUGAUUUCCUACAUAUAGCAUCAGACUGUAUGGUCCAGUUAACUUUGUUUGCUUGCAAAAAAUAACAAAUUUAAAUGCAACAAAAAUACUCAUCUACUUAUUUUAGAUAGAAUUUUAUUUCCAAAAUAGGUUGUUUUGGAAAUAAUAUUUAAUAUUAAAAACAUUUGAUGUAAUAUCCCAUUUAAAUUUCCCAUUUACCUUUGCUAUUAAAUGGUAGAUAUCUUAGACGAUUCCACUGGUUCCAAUAUAUAUUUUACUUCAUCGAGAAAUGGUAGCUAUGAAUAUCCAAUUAUUAAGUAAAUAGUUUUAAAUGUCAGCAAUAUUGUUUAAAUAUUUUCACCUAGUACUUUUAAGCUAUAUUUUCAUUUUAGCCAUUACCUAUCCACUGCUGAGCCCAGACCUUCUCAAGAUUACCAUAAGGAACUGUCCUGAGCCCCCUGUAUACAUAUUCAUACUUUUAUCUACGUAAUUGGGUUAAAAGACUGAUAACUGCCUCCCUUAUAUUUCCGUCUUUUAUUAAAUAAUAAUAAUACAUAUAUAAUUUUAAGAGAACCAGUCACAAAAUAUCUUUGUUUAGUUUUUAAGAUGUAAUGAAAUCUUUUUUGAUACCUAUGCAUUUAUCGUGUUUAUUAUAUACAGUCAUAGAGUUAUAGAUUUUUUUUAUACUAUACCUAUUUACUAUAUUUAAUUUUUUGUCUGUACUUUAUAGUUUUGGAUAUCAGGAAAUUGGUAUGUAAUUUUAAUAAAUUCUAUAUUAAUAACAUAAGUACCGGUACAAAAUCGCAACAAUUCUUUUAGUAUAGCGCCAUCUACCAUUUAGUUACAAAAAGUUUUGGUUGUUGUCUUUACCAGUAUAUGUCGUAGGAGACGCAAUUUACCAUUUAAACAAAAUAUAAAAUAUUUAAUAUUUGAAUUCUCCAAUUAUAUGACAAUAUUAAAAAAAUUAUAUUACCUUUGGGACGAUAUUUCAAAACGUAUUGCGUGUAUAAAUGUAAUAAAUAUUUUACAACAAGCUAAAAAUUUAAAAGAAUAUUAUAUUAUGAAUACAAUGAAGUUUCAGUAACACAAACAGUUGUUUGUAUUUGAAUCAAACACGUUAACUAGGGUUAACCUGUGGUUAGCUUAAGAUUAACCUUAAGUGUUAACCUUAGAGGAUACUAUGGGAGGAGCUAUGGGUAUACUAAAAACAUUGAAAGUACAUAUACAAUUUUUAAGCCAAACCCCCAUUUAAAUUAAUUUUAAAUACACCAAUGGUACUUACUUGGUACCAUAUUUAUGACACAAAAUACACAUGUUAUAAUACUUUUUCCUGAUUCUCUAACUAUAAAACAUUAGUUAGGUUUACUUACUUAAAUAUUUUCACUAUAUGACAAUUUGAUAACUUUCUUGGAGGUUCAAAUAAACAACGAGAUUAGGUAAUUAUAAAUUUUGAAUCUUCGACAAAUUUUAUCAUUAUAUUAGACAGAAGUAAUGAACUCUCUAAUGUUUAAUCCAAAUUAAAUUCACGAUGUUUAUAUUUAAGCUAGCGUGUCCAAUUUCCAAUAAUUUCUUAGGAUAUUUUCUAAUUAAUGUCAUUAUCGUAAUAUUUCAUUUCUCAAUAUUGUAAUUCACAUAAAAUAAAUAAAUGAAAUGAUAUUCAAAUAAAA
Messenger RNA from Galleria mellonella (greater wax moth), 5537 nucleotides. RefSeq lists its product as uncharacterized. The coding region runs from base 88 to 1968 and encodes 626 amino acids. The record is from RefSeq and is a predicted model, not a curated record. Lineage: Eukaryota; Metazoa; Arthropoda; Insecta; Lepidoptera; Pyralidae. The transcript has 4 exons.